UAUUUAUUUAUUUAUUUAUUUAUUUAUUUUCGUAUUUGGGCUGUCCUGGGCUCUGCUAAAGUUCUUGAAACUCGCUGAAAAUUUCAAUUAAAAUAAAAGCGACGAAAAAGGAAUUGGCUUACCAUCUUUCCACUGCGUUGCGUUUGUAUUUAUUAUUACUAUUUUUCUUCCUUUUCUGUAGCGACAUUAGAGGAUUACAGUACGUGGAUGUCUCAUUGCCUGGCUUGGAGUGUUAUCUGAUUUCAUCGGAUAGUCAUUGUGCAAUUGUCGUCUAGUGUGCGUGCGUAAUGCCUUGCAGCUUAUGAAAACUAAGGCAUGGUGACAACACAACCAAUGGUUGAAGUCGGAAUACUCGUGCAUACCUCAUAUCUCCAAGCAGGUGGCAUACGCAAAUCUAUUACCUGGGCGCCAUACUAUUCUUCUGUCACGUGCCCAGAAAACACCGCUUAUGUGAGGAACGCUCCAUAGCCGCAUACGUACGCGUCAGUAUGAUCAUCCGGCAAGCGUAAGGCGGUACGUGAGUCACGCCGUCGCCAACACGUCCGUCAUAGUUCCAUUGGGUCAGGAUCUUUCUCUCUCCGUUGCAACUCCUUUCCGUUCGCGUGCCGGUUCAAAGUGUGCGUCGUAUCAGCCGCGCGUCGCUGUCAUUGUGAAGCGCAAGUUCCGGUCACAGGUGCAGGCGAGGGCGGAAACGAGGACACAAUCAGCAGGCGGCAAUCCUUCCGGCUCGAGUCGAAGUGUGGGCGCCUCCAUUUAAUUUUUUUUUUUCGUCUUGCUAUAUGCAUAACGGACCUUUUUAGUCGCUGCAGAAAGAUGACGCUAUGACUUUGAGCGUGUGCGCGCCAGGCUUUACAUCGCUUCGGUCCAUCCAGCGGUCUACCCUUCUACAGCUGUGAGAGAUGCUUCUCUAGAAUCGGUAGAGCGCGACAACUAUCGGCGAGUAGCGCAGGGUAUUAGUUUGGCAUAACUUGACGCUCUUGCAAGUAGCUAAAGCAGACAUUCGUCGCACAUUCCGAAAAGCGUUUUGCUACUUGUGGAUCUGCGACCACAUCCCGGCCACGCUUCGCAGCGGCAGUCUCGCUUCGUUCGCUGCCAAGGGUGGUCCGCGAAUGAAAGCUGCCGGCAGAGCGACAGUCCGAAGAGGUGGCCGCGCGAGCGGCGGCGGCGGCAACAUGUGGGCCGCGGAGCACGUGCUCGGCGGGGGGGAUCGGCCCAAGUCCGGGAUGCGGAGGAGCGCGCCCGGAGAGAUGCUGCUGCUGGCGGCAGCGGUAGCAGCGGGGAAAGCGGCCGCCGCCGCCGCCGCCGCGGCGCUGCGGUCGGCUUGCGGCCCGGCGUCGCCGUCGCCGCCGCAUGCCCCGUCCAGUCGGCUUCGCAAUGCCGCCCAGGCUGCUAGCAUGACCCGGCCUCUGCCGCUGCUGCUGCCCGUGGUGCUCGUGGCAGCGGCCGCCUCGGGCGCGCGCUGCCCGCAGGACCAGGACCGCUGGGACGCGAGCAACAAGGCGCUCACCGCGUCGCUCGUCUUCCAGGGCCGGCUGCUGUCCAAGUCGGUGGACGCGGCGGGAAACCUCCUGGCACGCUUCCGCGUCCAGAAGGUGCUCAAGCCCAUGCCGACGGCGACGUUGCGCCGGCGCCAAGAGGUCGUCGUCGCCCUGGUCAAGAGCCGGCCGCCGCCCACGCAGCAACACCUCAACCGCUCCGCGUCGCCGCGCACGCCGCGUCGCGACGCGCUCAACAACGAGGCCCUGGCGCCCCGCCGGCGGACCUUGUGCCCCGUGUCCGUGCCGCAGGGAUUCGUGUUCAACGCACGUUACCUCGUCUACGCCAACCCCAUCGCCGGUCGCGCGGCACGACGGCUGCUGCUGCCGGCGGCGGCAAACUUCUCGGCGGCCGCCACGCCUGACCACUACACGCGCCGCGCCGGACGCGCCGUCAAGAAGGUCGUCUGCAACGGAUGCGUGCUAAAGCCGGCGCAGGCCAAGUGGCUGCGAUCCACAUCGCGGGUGGAUGCGUACCGGCGGUUACAACUGCGCUGCAAGCUCAACGGGAACCCAGUCCCCUGGGUGCAGUGGUACUUCAUGGGCAAGCCUGUCACGCCCAACUCCAGGGUGCACAUCGUCACCAAAUGGCGCCAGUCUCGGCUGGAGAUCAAGAGCGCCCGGCGGCAGGACUCGGGCCUGUACGAGUGCCGGGCGUGGAACGUGCUGCGCAAGGAGCCGUCCACGGUCUCCGUGAGCGUGUCGGUGCGUGACCGCUACCCGCCGCCACCGCCCACGCCGGAGCCCACACGGGCCACAGCGUCCACUACGACCAACGACUCUACACUAUGGCCCUUGAAAGGACGGCCCUGCCCGCUGGUCUCCUACUGCCUCAACGGAGGGACUUGCAUCUUCUACGAGGCCGUCAAGGAGCCCGUCUGCCAAUGUGCAGAAGGAUUUAUUGGGCAGCGUUGUGAAAACAAGGACACUGCAUCACUGAAAACGCCUCCUGAAUUCGAUACAACGAUCCAAAUGAUGCAGUCCUACUGGAUCCGAUAGGCGUCGCCUGCUCUAGGAAACUAUUUAUACAUAUAUAUAUAUAUAUAUAAAUAUAUAUAUGAGACGGUGUAUGUACAUAGGCUAUUUAAAACAAGCAACAAAAGAUUCACUGGAGAAAGAAGAGCCAACGAAAAAUCAAAACGCUUCGAAAUAUGUGGAAGCAAUGAUUGAACCAUGAACAUCGUCCUUACAGGCAGGGAGUCAUGCUUAUAUAGUAUUUGUGGCCAUUUUUAUGGGGGUGGUGCUAUUCCUGGAAAACUGCUUCCUCAUAGCCUGGACUGCCAAAAGGUAGACCCAAUUUUUUUGUGUUCAUUUUAGAUUAUGCCACACAGGCAGUUUAAUUGCUCAUUGAAUAAAUUAGCGUUGAACCCAGUUUGCCACGUUGCUGCCACCACUGUCACUUUCAAUUGCAAGUUUUGUAAAAACUAGUUAUUUUGAGCGGUAUCAAAGGCUCCUGUUUGUGCCCCUCAAAAUUAGUGAACACGUUGGAAUGCAAGCAGAACAUAAAACAGCAUGAAUAUUGUACAAUUUCUCAAGAAACAGCACUUUCAUAACCUUAGUAUUUUUCAUGAUUUGAUAUCUACCCAGAAGUUCUAGAACAAUUUAUAGAUACUAAAUCUGGCGAGAUGGCCACAAUACUAAAGGGGCCGGCUACUAGAAAAAUUUAUCCUACAGUCUGUUUGAUAAGCCAACUUUUAAGUUAUUCAUUCCUUAUAAAGGUUAAGCCAGUUACAGUCAUUCCACAUAAUGAUAUACAAAAAAUGUUAAGCUUCAUGCAGUUACAAAUAAGACAAAAAUAUUCUGUUAAAGAGUGAUUUUAUUACUUUGCAUUUGUACUAUCACAGCUGCUUAUGCGUACUGUGACUUGGAUCUCACUGCAUGUACCUCUUUGGGAAUAGGUACCGGUCAAACAAUGCAAUGUGAAUUGAAAUGAAUUCUGUAACUGAGGCGUACGUGUUGACUGCACUCUAAAUUUCAGUAUUAAUUGACUUCAGCAGACAGUGAAACUGCUGGAGUGGUAGUUGCAGCCUUAUGAAGUGCAUGUUGCAAUCUUACCCAACAGAUAAAACCAGAUAUCAAAAGUGCACUCCCAAAUGUUUAAUAGGCAGUCAAUCGACGAAUAUAUGCUUGCAUUUGUGUCUUGGCAAGCCUUGUACACACAGAGGCUCUGCCUCAUUUUGCUGGUGCUCCAAGACCUGGUUUUUGCAACUAUGGUUCCUUUCUUUUUAGGCACAUGAAAACUCACAAGAAAAGAAGGCCAUGAGCCACAUCUGAGCAGACACCCAAAUGUACCCAAAAGGUCGUCAAGCUGCCAGCACUGGUAGGUACAUAGUUAUUAAUAUGUUAUCAAAAGAUGUUUCUACAUUUUUAUUUCCCAUGCCCAUGCUCGUGUAGAUCACAUCAGAUACCCAUGCACUCAUAUGGGUAUCAUUCCAUACAAUCACGUGUGGUUACUUGAUAUAUGGAAGCCACAGCAAAUGUGGGAGUUUUCUUAAUAGGAUAUGCUUGCCAGAAGCACACCACACCCACCAAAUAAUUUCUUACCAUUCACUUCAGGAGCGGCAAAAAUGGCAAUUCAGCAUAUAAAAGUGAAGUCACAGUAAUUCAUACAGAACUUGCACAAAAUAUUUCAGAAUUCCGGUAAAUUAAAACAAACUUAAGUAUAAUGGGCUGGCCCACUGUUUUCAACGGAGCUUGGAACUAUUUAAUUAAGGCAAGGCUUUCAAUUAAUUCAAACCUCUGGCUUCCCAGGGCAAAACAGUGCCAAGGCACAUCAUUCGCCUCCAAAGCUGAGGGUUGACAGAGAAAAAAAAAAGCCAUGUGUACAGGACAAUAGCUCACAACUUGCAAUGAAAACAUAGUCUUAAAAACCUUGUAUAUGUUAACAAUGCAGUCAACUACUGACAACUGCUUGGCAGGCUGCCAUGGAACUUGCUUUUCUUGUUGGUUCAUACAUCAUCACACUUUUAUUGUGACCUAUGCACAAUGAAUGUUUCCAUAUAAUUCAGACUUCUGAUAAGGUGUGGCCAUAUAUUACGCUGAAUUAGAAAGAUUCUCGGAUCAAAAUUAAUGCAACUUGCACAGCUCAAGAGCAUAUUGCUACAGUUAUGCUGAAUGCAAACAUCUUUAUGAUAAGUUAGGAUUCAACUUCCAGUAAUACCUAAAUCAGUCAUAUCUUGCUAGUCCAACAAAAGCCAACUGUGAGUGCCUUUUCCUGAAAAAUUCUGUUCAUUUCUUGUGAUAAAUGAACAAAUACUGAACAGUCAUGACAAUGAUAAGCAUAUUGAAUACAAAGCUUGAAGAGAUGUUAACCUACAUUUUUCACAAACUCCGAAAUCCUCAUGUUUGCAGGCUGGCCAUUCAGUAGUUCCAAGAGUGUGUUGACGGUGCAAUCUCUGACAAGGAAGCCUCCCAAAAACUGCAUCGAGGUGUUUUGCCAGCAGCUGUGACAGCAAGCAACUCGGAGACCCACAACCAAUGUUUCAUCAGUGAAGGGGCAGAAGAAUACGAAGAUGUCAACAGUGGUGGGGAAUCGGACCAGUCUAUUGCUGGCAGCUCAAUGACAGCCACAAGCGGAGCAUUCCAGUGCCAUUCGUGCAGUUCGGCAGUUCAGGAGCUAAGACUCAUGUGCCAGGACAAGUCUUUUUGACGAAGAACUUGAGCAUCAUGUGCCAAACGUUGUCAGCGAAGUACAGCAUGCGUUUGUCCAUGCCAGUACCAAAGAAAUAACUUGAACAGCACACUGCAUUUUUUUUUUGUUGUCCUUGUCAUCAAAAGCUGUGCCUCGCUGACGACGUCCAUGACUCCCCCAUACCCAACCCCCUGCCAUACCCCCCAGCCAAUGGUGGCAGUUUGUUUCUGGGCAGAUUUGAGGAUGGCCACACCAGCUCUCGACAAAAAUGGAUUGUGCUUCAGCAGCUUCCUCGUUCUCUCUUCUCGAAUCAUGCCAUUCCUGCAUUUAUUACUGUCGUGUGUUUUUGUUUGUGCAGAGUAUCUUUGCAACAUGCUGAACAAGUGAACUGCAGUUGCUUUCUUUUCAUUAGUUUAGAUGCACACUCCCCCCGCUAUCCGAGAUGCAAUGAAUUCUGCAUGCAUCGCAUUGCCUGAAGCAACAGGCAAUCGUGUAUUGUGGACUCUAUAUUUAUUUUGGAGAAUUCAGCAACUCAUUGAGCUGGGGAUGUGACUUGCAUUUGGGGAAAGCAAUGUGUUAGAUCUUUACCUCAGUAAUGUUUGGUCACAUCAUCUCGAUGUGGCAAAAAAAAAAAACAUGCUUGCAGUCGUUAGCUUUAGCACAGCAUUGUGCCGACUGCAUGUUGCUCGCUCGUGCUGUGUUGUGAUUUUCCUUUUUUUAACUUAUGAGUGAUGCGUGCCUGACAGGCUUUUGUACUUAUGUGGGCCUAAUGUACUGACUGAACAUGUCUCUCGUCCUCUCAUCUGAGAGACUCUAUGUCUGUUUGAACUAUUUGCUAUAGUUGUUGUACGUGUACACUACUGCCAUAGUCUCUCGGUGGCAUCUUCUCUGGUUACUGACGGCUUUAGAAGCUCUGAAGAGACAUUUUCAUGAGUACGAGUGUGUAGGCGCAGUUAUGUUUUAAGCUUGCCAUCUACUGGACAGCAUUUUAAUCUCUGGUAUAAGAAAGGCUGUUUAGAGCUCUCAAACGUGUUGACAUUACUCUUUCCAUAUGUUGGCAGCCAAGACAAAUAGGGGUCCUGCAUGUGAUGAUAACGUGUUUAACAUACUUUUCUCCAAGUUCACUCGCAAAAAAAAAAAAUAUUGGAUAACACAAACUUCUGUCUAGUUGCAGUAAAUCAGAACACAUGCCAUUAAAGUCAUUGCACAGACAACACAGAGGGAGCUGUAAUAACAUACAAGGCCCCAACACUUUACGCAAUGAGUUUUGACAGAGAUAUCUGACUUGAAGGCAUGCAACCACAUACUAUAGAUAAAGAAACAGAACAUUAGCAGUACACAAAUAGUGACUAAUCAGAAGCCUUAAAAUCAUUUAACUAAAACACUAGUGGUAGAAGCUUCAUCAUGUCAUCACCUUUGUUCAGCAAGCAACCUGUAUGUCUUUCAGCAGAACUGCAUUCAGAAGAAAAUCAAGUUGACAAGAAAAAUAGUGUCGUACUGUUAAGCUGCCUUUAAGCAUGUUAACAAAACUGGCUACAAGUACUGCACAGUGAACAUUUCGAAUCGCAUUGAUUACAAAUAUUAGAAAAAUAGAGGCUUCGCACGUUGAAUAUUUUUUCUGUUUGAAAAGCAGAAAAAGCACAAGAAGGAAGUUUGGCAAAAAGCAAAAUUUUUUUUUCCCUCUUCGAUACGCACAAUGCUAGGCCUCAUCCGGAGUUCCGCUAAGAUAAGCAGGUUGUAAAUAAGCAAGAGGCAGAAGCUCGGCACUGCAUGGGCUAGUUGGCUUUGCAGUGGGCAUUCGAAGCACUAUGGAGACCCAAGCAUAGACCUUUUUCCUUUGCAAGCGAGCAACUCCACCACAUUCGGCUAUAGAAAAACAUCUGAAGAAAUCAAAUAUCAAAAUGUCAAAUCAUUUGUUUCAAUUCCAAACAGAAGCACUAAUUCAUAUUUGAAGUUCUAUCUAGAAAACUGAGUUUGGGAGAUAGCAUCCCAAACUUUCUAGUUCUAUCUCCCAAGCAACCAUCUUGCAGAGCGAGGUUGCUCAGCACAAACUGGUGCUCAAGACGGCCAGUGAUGGCUCAGAGUUCACAAAGCGUUCAUGGCUUACGGAAGCCAAACAGCAUUCCCCAUUAGCGUUUGAUAAUGUAAAAGUGGGUCUGGGGACAGGAGUUUUUGACGGCAGUAAUAGAGUGGCCACCUUACUAAAUUUCAGAGCAGCCAACUUGCAGAACUUUACAGAAAGGUCCAGAAUGGUCGCACAAUUAGGCACCUGCCAGUAACUUCUACUCCGACACCUAAAAAAAUGUCACUGGAUGCUAUAACAUAACAAGAGGAGAGGCCAAAAUGCUUACCUUCUGAAAUUCCCACUGAAUCUAAGCUUCAGUGUAUUUGCAAAAGGAGAAAUUAUUUAGCCUCACUAGGGUCCUAAGAACUGCUAUGGUCAUCCAGUCUAAUAGAGUUUCUUUCUUCACAGCUUACUUCAACAUGCAUGACCCCUAUGGAGUUUAGUUUAAAUGCUGCCUACUAAAGUGUAGCCUCUUCUAAGAAAGCUCUCGUGCAUGAUGUACACGACUCAAGAUCUAUGUAGGGCAAAUUCUUGAAAAAAAUCGGAGUAAUCAGCUGCAGAAUAUAUAAAAGAAAAACAGGCGUCUCUUGGGUCCCACAAAGGUAAGCUGUAUUAAAUUCAUUUCACUUCAAAUAAGGCGUGGAUUUGGAAGCCACUGAGGGACUCUGCUACUGCCAGAGUGGGUACAAGAUAAGCUUCUAGAGCCACAUGGCGGCAAUGUCGCAAGCUUUUAGAAUGCUUUUUUGUGAGAAAGCAUAGUAUCGUGUCAAGGUAUAUGUAAGCAUGUGUGUGUGGCCUCGACCAUCACAAUGCAAUGCAGUGUUCACUUUAUUUUUUUUUUUUGCAUUGUGCUUCACGAAAAAAUUGACUGUUAAAGAUGCUUAAAUCAUGACCUACAUUCGAUAAGAAAUGUGCCCUUCAUUGUAACUGCAGUAAGCUCUCAUAACAACCAAAGACUGUGUUGACCCGUGCAAAGUGUUUUUGUUAAUGUGGCAAGAUAUGUAAACCAACCCCAAGGUCGAAACAGCUAAGCAUAUUCAACAUGCACAAGUGUGAGCAACAGUAUGAGCAAUAGAACAAUCCCUUCUUUCUUGUGGGACCUCAGGUUACAUUGAAAUAGGCUUUGAGGUCCCCCUUUCACACAACUCGGCCAGUGCUCUUUCUUACACCUUGAUCUCAUUUAGUUCAUUGUGUCUAUGUAAUGUAGUAGUGUGUCCUCCCAAUUAGUCAGCUGAUACAUACACAGACAGCAGCAGCAGCAGCAGCAGCAGCAGCAGCUCAGCUUGUUUUCAAGUGCGAAGUAUGCCCACUGGCUUUGUGGUCACACACACUGGUUCAGUCACAAGAAUCAUUGCAAGUCAUUUCAGACAGCCUUUGCCUUCAUUACUACCGUUGUUCCUAAACUUUGCUGACGACUUCAUUUGUAUCUAAGCUAUUCUCAUUUCUUCCACCGAGCAACACCACUGUUCGAGCUUUGAUGCGAGUCACUGUUUGUAAAUGCUUUUGAUUGCUUGUGAUGAUUAUGCAGCAGCUUUGUAUGCUUCAUCGAAGGUGCUGAGUGAGUUUGGAAAGAAAAGGUUCAGAAUUAUAGGAGUGUUUUUUAUGGAGAUUCCACGCUGCUAGCGUGUAAUUGAAGUGGUUGUAAAUAGAGUGAUGCUGCUUGGUUCUUGUACAUAGUUUUUUUUUUUUCCUGAGACAGUAACAAUACAAAUACAAGUUACAGUGUUAGACUGUUGAGCAUAAGUGUGCAAGGGGAACAGAAAACAUUAAAGCCUUAUUGCACAAGA
Dermacentor andersoni is the source of this 9018-nucleotide messenger RNA. RefSeq lists its product as uncharacterized. Gene Ontology annotation, biological process: homophilic cell-cell adhesion. The record is from RefSeq and is a predicted model, not a curated record. Gene Ontology annotation, cellular component: plasma membrane. NCBI's taxonomy places the organism in Eukaryota, Metazoa, Arthropoda, Arachnida, Ixodida, Ixodidae.